This is a messenger RNA of Cydia pomonella (codling moth), 8032 nucleotides long. It is a transcript of the gene NGR-A18, whose product is annotated as rhodopsin, GQ-coupled. Gene Ontology annotation, molecular function: G protein-coupled receptor activity. Gene Ontology annotation, cellular component: plasma membrane. Gene Ontology annotation, biological process: G protein-coupled receptor signaling pathway. The transcript has 3 exons. The record is from RefSeq and is a predicted model, not a curated record. Lineage: Eukaryota; Metazoa; Arthropoda; Insecta; Lepidoptera; Tortricidae. Bases 1490 to 2776 code for a protein of 428 amino acids.
AAAACUUUUCGUUCGGAACCAUCUGACCUGAAGUUAGUGGUGCUCAAACUUUAACGCAACUUGCAUGUCAUAACAUGUAAGGUUUAUAAUUCAGUAUAGUUGCAAAUGUCAACAAUAUCUUUUAACUUACAAAGAUGAAUGAAAACAAGUGUUAUUAAUAUUAAAUUUCCAUUUUCGCACUAACCCUAGUCACAAUGUAUAGUAAUGUACUAAUGUUUUAACUUGUAAAAAGUAAGAUCACCAUUUCUACCACGCAACCAACAUAACACUUUACUGAAAAUACUUAAUCGGCUCAUAAGUUCUAACACAAACGUUUUGGCUAAUAAAAUGUACUACAAAGGUUUCAAUAAAAUAAUGUAGCCAUGAUUUGAAAGCUUGUUUAAUACUCAUUAAAACGUAAAUUAAUUAAUUUAAAAUGUAUAUUGUGAUUUUAUUUAAUUCUUGGUUACAUGGCGAGUGUCGUUGAUCGUGAAAAAUUAUGCGUAACAAAAGGGAGUAAAAAUUAAAACAAUAUUUACAAUUGUUUAUUUGUGUAAAUCUACUUUAUUACAACAAAUCUGUACUUCAGCUAAUACCCUUAAAAGUUAUGGCAAUUUUCAGUAACACGCUUAUUUUUGACUGCCAUACAUUGAGUACAUUUGGUAAGACAUUGUCGCUUUCUUUGUUUUAUGUAAGAUUCAACCAUUUUAAAAUAGAAAAAUAAAUAAAUAAGGAUCAAAACACCUUAAACAGGGCGCGUGUUUAUGUUAUUUCUUUAAUAUAUAAAAUUAUGCAAUUUUACCAUUAAAGAGCUUUAAAACCAUAGUAUAUGUGAAUAAUAAGGGAAAUGUACCUAUAACUUUUUUAUCAGUAAAAACCUUUGUAGCAGAACUUAUGGACCGACUAAGUACAGUCAACAUCAAUAGUAACGGACGAAACAACGCUCCAAAAGUAUCUGACAUUCCUGAUAACUUUUCCAAAUAUAGAUAAAUCUUUGAUAUCACGUGCAAAAGUAUAUCUUUUACAGUCGUAACUGUUCUACAUAUAAAACCAUCACUUUUUGCUCAGCUGUUACAGAAUGGUAGUAGAUACUUCUGACACCUUGUUUGAUCCGUUACUUUUGAUGUUGACUGUACAAUCGACUCUAAGAAAGAUAGAGUCAGACCAAGAUAAGUUGACAGCGAUUUUGAUAGCCCAGACGACACAAGUGUCAAGUAAACGUCUUAAUUUUAUAGCAGUUCGACGUUUAAAAUAACCCGUGCACCGUCUGGGCUAUCAAAAUCGCUGCCAACUUAUCUUGGUUUGAUUCUCUUGUUAAUAUAAGCUUCAAUGAAUAUAAAUUUUCGAGGAAAGUUAUAAUGUUAUUUAAGUAGUUGAAUUUUUUAAUAGGCUUAAUUCUUAAAGUUCGGUUAAAGCGCUGGGCAAGCGAAUGGAAAUGUAAGACAGCGGCGGCCACUGAACACGUCGCGACAGUCGCCGCCGGAGAGGCGCGGCGCGAGCACGCCGCGCCAUGUCCGACCUCUCGCCGAGGUUCGAGGGCGCCGAAUCGUUCAACUACUCUGUUCCCGCGGAUUCUAAUUAUUCCACCUACAUAAAUGAGACUUUUUUUGAUUUCAUCGCGCAUCAAGUUGCAUCCGCCUUGAAUGUUUACUACACACCCUUACUAGUCUCUUUAGGGACAAUCGGAAAUUUGGUUUCAGUAUAUGUUUUCUACAGUAGUAAGUUGAGAUUGCAGUCCACAAGCCAAUAUUUGUCAGCCUUGGCUAUCUCGGAUACGGUGUUCUUAUUCCAACUAAUGAUGCCAUGGCUCGGAGCCGUUAAACUUACCGGUCUGUUUUACACUCAAGGCUUCUGUCAGAUAUUUAUUUACUUUUCUUACGUCACAUGUGACCUGAGUGCAUGGCUGGUGGUAGCGUUUACAGUAGAGCGGUUCGUGGCGGUACUGUACCCACUGCGCCGCAAUGCCAUCUGUACCGUGGCGCGAGCUCGCCACAUCAUCAGCACAAUAGUUGCGUCGGCGCUACUCCUGAACGUACCUGUUCUCAGGUUCGCAGCGCCGGUUAACAACGACUGCAGUAUAGACGUGCAAUACCUCGUUCAUGCAGCCAGAUUUAAUUUGUUGGAUACAGCUGUAUCGUUCACGGUGCCGCUCGGAGUGAUAAUAGUUUUGAAUGUUUGGAUAAUGGUCGGAGUGUACCGGCUAGAGCGUACGCGACACCACCUCAUGAAAACGGAACAGCCCGGGCCCGCGCCGGGCCAACGCACGCGACCUUCGCGGCUGCAGCAAUGCCCGCGUUCCCAGCAACGAGUCACAAGGAUGUUGCUCAUUGUCUCUUCAGUUUUCGUCGUACUUAACAUGCCUGCCUACACCAUGCGCGUUGUUGCUUAUGCAUACAACAUGAGCCUCGACGAAUACAAUGGCCGCUACGCGGCGGUGACGCAGUUGGCGAAUAUGUUCUUCAACACAAACUUCGGCAUCAACUUCAUUCUAUACUGCCUGAGCGGGCAGAACUUCAGGCGAGCGCUUCGUCAAACAAUUCCCUGGCUGAGGAACAGAGCACGCCGCGGGGUGGCCGUCCGGCGCGCAACCUCCUUCCACCCAGCCAGAGCCAGCAGUGUCUCAACAUCAUACGUGAGCAACUACACGGAGGCGACAAGCAACUACGGCGUGUCGUCGGUAACGCCGGGGGUGCGUCGGCGCCGCCGCGACACCUUCAUAACGCGCUGGACCUUCGACAACAGCCGCCGCCGCGCCCCGCCCCCAGAAUUCGAGAUGAAAGUCUUCACACCCAAUUAAACCACCACUUAAUAAAUGAAAUAAUCUCUAACUCAGGUAACCGAUCUAAAGUCUCACGUCCUUAUGUCCAUAAAUGACACCCUACUGUCCCUAUUGCUACGAACUGAGAAAAGUUUCAACUAAUGGGGCGGUGUGGAAUAGCACGAAUUAUUCUUAACUUAGAUAUAAAUCUUAAUACAUAUGGGGAAUGUUGUAGAGUUAUAAGGGCUGGUCUGAAAGUUAUAACUGCUCCGGCUCUACUCAUGCAAUUUGAAUAUUAUUUAUACCAUUGUAAUGGAGCUUUCAGUACUCACUGAUGAGGUGUAAAAUUAUUAAUACUCAUUGAAAUGCCGGCCAUGUGAGCAUGCGACGUCUUAUUUAAACUCAGCAGGUAUUCCCAAAAUGGCACUUCGUAGAGAAUUGCACCUCUCACUUUGUUGUUUCGAGUAUAUAAAACCUCAGAGCUAGAGUAUCUACUCGAAAAGUUUACAUGGCGCGCAAGCAGGUCGAACUUACAUGUCGUCAGAUAGGUUUAUAACAAUUUGAUAUUACCACGUUUCGAGGUAGCUUCCAAUAUAAUAUACCCCCACCCCUUAAAAACACCAUUAGUAGUUUUAAAUUAUGUAUUAAACAGUAUCUUAUAGCAAUACAAAAUACGCUACCUCUUGGUACUAAGGCCACGCUGUUAUAUUUAUAAUAAUAUACACCGAGAUUUCCGUUUAUUUUAAGGGUGCAUUCUUCAGCUUAAAUUAAGCAACUUUUCCAAAGACACCGGCAUUCUAAUUAGCUCAAUUUCGGACAUAAUCUAUAUUUUAUUUUUAUUUGAUAAGGCCCCUAGGACCGUGUUAACUUGCUUAAGGACCUGUUUGCCUAUUGAUUAGUGUUAAGUACGAGUUAAUACAUAUGCUACUAAACCUAAGUACUAAUCUCGGACGAUCGAUGUUCGAAAUGACAUUGAUAUGUCACAGUUUUCAAUUGUUUGGUUGUAGUUAAAUGUAAUACCCAUGGUACAAAAACGCUAUAUGCAACGUUUAAUUACUUUUUAUAAAAAUAAUAAAUAAAUAAGAACAUUUAAAAAAAAUUAACUAUGCCAUUUAGUUUCUUUCAACGUACCCAUACCCCGAAGUUAACGGAAUUCAAUAAAAAUGCGGUGAAGACAUAAGCUAUGUUUAUUUUUUAACUUUUUUUAGCAUAUUACCUGUCUUCUGAUUUCAUACACUUCUUUCAAUACAUAACUCAAUUCAGCUCCCAUCAUUUAUUUAUUUAUAUAUUCUAAAUUACAAUACAUAUAGUACACAUUCAUACAUAUAAACGUAACUCCAAGGCACUCAGUUUUCGACUAACAGCGAGUAAGGAUCAAUAUAACAAGAGUCUGCCGGAAAAACCAGCGUUGUAGUACCAUUGCAACAGUAUGCUGAGGCAAACUCCUAUUUAGCAUCCAUGAAUAUUUUAUAUCUUAAAUGUACGACUCAAUUUUAGUAGUUAUUUAAGUCUAAAUUUAAAGUUUGUUUUGUACUAAAUAUGUUACACCGUUUGUAAGCUCUGUCAUUUCUUGUGUUGUUGAAUAAACAUUUUCUAUGUCUAUGUAAAAAACGUUUAACGCAUUCACUGCCAGGGGGCGUGGCCUAAGAACAAACUUGUAUGAAGGUGAACCAUAUAUGCGUCGGUGGCAGUGAAUGCGUUAACCGAUAGUCAUGGAUCUAUUUUAGGGACUCCAUAUCUGGUAUAAUUUUUAAAACAGUAUUUGCUAAAAAAACAUAUUUUAGGUGCUGCGAAUAUGGGCCGUUCUUUUUGCGUCUAAAUUAUUUUGAUUGAGGAAAUAUAACGAUAAAUAAUUUCAUUAAAAGUAGAGAUUUUAAAUAAUAAAAAACUAUUCACAUUAGUUUAUAAAAAUUUCAUCGUCAUAAGUUGAAUUGUAAUAUCCUUUACACUGGUAUAAAAAAUAAUGUGACCGCGGCAGUAGACCAGGAACUGCUAACAAAUUUCAGACCGGCCCUUAUAUGUUAGUGUUUUGUAAAUAAUAGGUCAAAUUAAUGGUAAUUUAAGUGAUACAGCAUUAAAUCAAUAUGUACUUAUAAUUAAAUAGAAGGUACGUUUUAAAGAGCUGUCUUAGUAUUUUGUAAAUAUGGGGUUUCAUGAAUGCCAAUUUACGAGUAAGUAAUACAUUAUUACAUCAGAAUAAAAUAAAUGUAAUUAAAUAUGCGGUAAUGUUAAUUUAUGUAAUAAAUCUGCGGCGGUAUCAUGGUCGCCUUUUUAUUACUUGUCAUGUCAUGUAUCACUUUCGUACUUACAUACUUGUUAGAGCGUGACAGGCAUGAUGACAGAUGAUAAAACACCGACCAUCUUAGCCCUACAGUUUGUUAAAAUGACAAAAUUAUAAUAUUCAAGAUCUAGUCACCGGAUAAAAUUGAUUUAUGAUUAGACUUAUAUUAUUAGUAUUGUACUUGAAAAAAAGGCAGAAUGUAUGGCACUGCAUAGUUUUUAAGCAUUUGCAUGUCUUGAAGUAGAAGUAUGUUUACUGUUUACAAGAUGGGCCUAAUGAAGAAUGUAUGGCGUAAUUUAAGGCUCGGGGCUCAGUAGAAAAUGGAGCGUAUAUUGCACCCCACUGACGAUAAAGAUUCACAUUCACAAGACGAGUUCCCUUUUUAGAUUAUAACAUUAAUAAUGUUUGCAAAAUUUAUGUUCACACCUGCGUCUAUGUAGACUAACUCAGACGCUCUGAUAUAUUCUAAUAAAACCGGCUAGUAAAAUCCUACAUACCCACACAAAAAGUUCGGAUCUUUACGACACGUCUGUCCUAUGAGAAUUUUUUUCAGGCGAUAUUUAAAUAAAAAACUGGUUUUCUUGUUUUACUAACUUAAUGACAUAAUAAUUAAAGUUUAUUUCACGAAAAAAUUAACAUUUUUUUUACUAACAUGACGUUUCCUUAAGUCACAGAAUACACAAACUCCGAGUUACGAAGUGUUCACUUAGAGGAUGUGGUCACCACAUGCAGGUGCAAUUGUACUUGUUAAGUGCUACGAUUUGGGCAGCACAACCGAGUUCAUUUAACACCAUUUUAUACUAUAAUGACCCAGUUACACCCCCAAAGCAAAAUUUUUGUUAAUAUUUUUAAUUUACACGAAUACUGGAUAUAAUUAUGGACGCAACUGAUUAUAAGUUGGGUGGUCUGUGGUUCUGUACAAAAUAAAUAAAUAAAAUAAAAUAGGUAUCCCUUCAAAAUUUUGAUCAACCCAGAAAAUAUGCUUCAUAUUUUGAAAGUACACUUUGUCGACCCUAUGUAAUGAUUUCCAUUGUAAGUGAUGACACGCAUGACCUGUUAUUUCAAGUUUUAAGUGCGAAUAAUAGUGUGAACAAGUGCGAGGAAAUUCGAAACAAGUGGCGAUAAAUUAAAACACGACCUAAGGGAGUGUUUUAAAUCGACACGGGUCGCGAAUUACCUAUUCGCACAUGUAUCGUACACCGUUUUACAGUACAUAUGGCCCUUUAAAUGUUCGACACAGUAACGUAAUAUGCUAAUUUUCGCACUAGUGCGGUAAAGUAGCACCAUAUGUACUGUAAAAUAAUAAAUAUUGCAACCUACAAAAAUGACGAUACACGCGGCGUUGUACGGAGGUCAACAACUCCCAAUUAAUUUGCUAGUCUCUGGUCAGAUAUUCCAAGUAGCGUAUUCUUAGGACGUUCUAUUUUAUAGAUCAUUACAUUUUAAGUCAGUGUAUUUAGUAGUGAAGUAGCGCCAACAUAAUAAGUGGAAUUAUUUAGUAUUCAAUAAAGUUAUUAAAACAAUUACAACUACAUACUUUUCUUAAUUUUACCUUCUAUCUAUACACGGUGAAACACAAGGAAAAACCGAAAGAUUUUAACCACGCACUUCUGAGGCUAAAAGAAGAAAAAAUGUUAUAUGACUUCCAAAGGCAAACUUAUUGUAAAAAACCGGCCAAGUGCGAGUCGGACACGCACAGGAAGGGUUCCGUACCAUUAUCUAUAAAAACGGUCACCCAUCCAAGUACUGACCCCGCCCGACGUUGCUUAACGUCGGUGAUUGGAUGAGAACCUCGAGAUUGGAAAUAAAUAUUUAUUUUAUUCUAUUUUUAGUACUUGUUAUAGCGGCAACAGAAAUACAUAAUCUGUAGAAAUUUGAACUGGCUGACUAUCACGGUUCAUGAGAUACAUCCUGGUGACAGACGGACGGACGGACGGACAGCGGAGUCUCAGUUAUAGGGUUCCGUUUGACCCUUUGGGUACGGAACCCUAAAAAGGUGCUAACAAACAUGAAUGCUUUAAAAACAGAUAACAUAUCUCUACUAAUAGGUAUAGAGUUACUAAAAUAAAAUUUUCUUCACACUGGCUCGAAAAAGAUCUUUUUUCAUGCAGGUGUACUGAAGGACAAAGGCCUAUUUAGUUCCCGUGGGAGUUAUGGAUUGUAAAAAAAAAAGCUAGAACUCCCUAGGGAGUUAAAGUUUUUUCUUAUCAUGUCACUUAUUCAUACAAACCAAGUAGCAUAAGUGGGUUUUACUUUUAAAAUACUGGCGUUUAUAAUUUAAUAUUUUUGUUUAUGUUUAAAAUUAUUUUGUUUCAUUAAUUUAAUAGCCGUUUAUAAUAUUUUUACAUAAUUUUCAAUCGUGGCUGAAUGCCGAAUAGGUCUGUGCCUUCGAUGCCUAACCUGUCCAGAUAUGUCACCGCAUUUAAGAAUUAUUUCGCCUAAAACUUAGUUUUUUCUUCGCAAGUGUGAUGAAAAACAUUGUGUGUGACUGGUGUGAGGGGUACGAAUAUUGCAAACUCGGGUCUUUAAUUCCCUCCAGCCUGCGGCAGUCGGGAAUUACCACCCUCGUAUCCAUAAUUUCACUUUCCCCCCUCGUUGCACAAUGUACUAUUCAUUCACGCAACACUGACAAAGUGGGCGUAAAUUAAAUACGUAAUUCAAUAGGUCACACAGUCACACAGAUCAUAUUGGGAGAAAAAAAAUGUAUUUUAAAGAUAUACAGUAAAAUAACUAUACUAAACGUUCACAUAGUUAUUUGGGCUUUGGCCGGCCAUGGCAGGAAACCAAAUAUUUCAUAAAAUUGGUACCUAUGUUAGUUCUCCUCCACUCAAUUUCCGUAAGAUAAUACAUUUUAAUAACUUUAUACAAUUACCCCCUUAUUCAUAACAUAAACGUCUACUAAAGUUGACAAGCCGCUAAUAAUCGUUUGUCUCUUUCCAUCAUACCAAUACGUCGGAAAGGGACAAACGAUUAUUAGAGGCUUGUUAACUUUAGUAGACGUUUAUGAAUAAGGG